Messenger RNA from Anneissia japonica, 4875 nucleotides. RefSeq names its product integrin-linked protein kinase-like. Gene Ontology annotation, biological process: protein phosphorylation; cell-matrix adhesion; substrate adhesion-dependent cell spreading. The coding region runs from base 150 to 1505 and encodes 451 amino acids. The transcript has 12 exons. NCBI's taxonomy places the organism in Eukaryota, Metazoa, Echinodermata, Crinoidea, Comatulida, Comatulidae. Gene Ontology annotation, cellular component: focal adhesion; stress fiber. Gene Ontology annotation, molecular function: protein kinase activity; protein binding; ATP binding. The record is from RefSeq and is a predicted model, not a curated record.
AUAUUCUCUUUCUUUAGAAAACAUGUUUCUAGGUUAUACAGGUAGGUAACAUUUUCUGACCUUAUAUGGAAGGCUAAGGUUGACCCUGAGCGAGGGAGAGGCAACCGCGGAAAACUAAGAGGAGAGUUUCGUGUGGUCUUAUAACAGCGAUGGAGGAUAUUUUUUCUCAAGUGCGGGAGGGUAAUGCUGUUUACGUAAAAAUAUGGCUCAAUAAUGUUGAGAACGAUCCAAACCAAGGUGAUGAUCACAGAUUUAGCCCCCUGCACUGGGCUUGCAAGGAGGGGCGGUCAAGUAUCGUUGAUAUGCUACUUACUAGGGGGGCCAAAAUCAACUCCACUAAUAUGGGAGAUGACACUUCUUUGCAUUUAGCUGCAGCUCAUGGACAUGGUGACAUUGUCAUGAAGCUUAUCAACUCAAAGGCUGAUAUCAACGCUGUUAAUGAGCAUGGGAAUACGCCGCUCCAUUACGCUUGUUUCUGGAACUAUCAAAUGGUGGCUCAGGAAUUAGUAAGUCAUGGAGCACGAGUUACAUUAUGUAAUAAGCUUGGACAGACUCCAUUAUCAAAGGCAAAGCCAUCAUUAGCGGAACAGCUUCGAGAUCGAGCUAAGGCUCUAGGCCAGGACCUUACAGUCAUCCCAUACAAAACAUCAAAUUGGGGCGGAACAAAAACGAGAAGUAGGGAUGCCACCCUAUCAAGGUUUGCUGGUGUUGAAUUGAAGUCUAUCAAGAUGCAAGGACAAUUAAAUGACAGUCCAACAGGAACAAUGUACAAAGCACUCUGGCAGGGAACGGCGGUUAUGGCCAAGGUACUUAAAGUCCGCAACUGCACAUCACGUAUUACUCGUGACUUUGCUCAAGAAUUCCCACGCCUUAGGAUCUUUUCACAUCCGAACAUCCACCCUGUACUUGCAUGCGUUAACAACAGUUCUCCGUUCAAGAUGGUAACACUCAGCGAAGCACUCCCUCAUGGAUCAUUGUACCGUGUACUUCAUGAAGGGUCCGGCAUGGAUUUCGACCAUACACAGGCAGUGAGCUUUGCGCUGGACAUAGGCCGAGGGAUGUCGUUCCUGCACUCGAUGGAUCCUCUCAUACCUAGAUUCUACCUCAACAGUAAAAACAUAAUGAUUGACGAGGAAUACACUGCCAAGUUAAACAUGGCCGACACCAGAUUUUCCUUUCAGAAUAAAGCCAAGUUAUUUAAUCCUGCAUGGAUGGCCCCAGAAGCACUGCAAAAAAAACCAGAAGAAGCAAACGUGAAGGCGUCUGAUAUGUGGAGCUACGCCGUUCUCCUAUGGGAAUUAUCUACAAGGGAGGUUCCAUUUGCCGGCCAGUCACCAAUGGAGAUUGGAAUGAAAAUUGUGUGUGAAGGACUUAGGAUAACGCCACCAACGGGUGCAUCAGCGCAUAUGAGCAAGCUCAUUAAGAUAUGCAUGAACGAAGACUCUAGUAAACGGCCAAGAUUCGACAUGAUCCUACCAAUUCUCGAGAAAAUGAGAACCGCAUAGGAUUGGUAAAUGAUGUCAAAUAAUAUAAUAUAAUAUAUAUAUUGAUAUUAUUAUAAUGUAUUAUUACUAGCAGGUGUGCCUGCUUGUGUUAUGUAGUCUCUUUCAUGUACCUGUAUCUGGAUAAACUGACUUUGCCAUUCUUUUCUUGAACUAGAAUAUCCCUUUAAAAAUAAUGGAAUCAUCCAUCUUUGACAUCACAUGUUCAUACAGUACUAACAAACACACGUACGACCUCAUUUCUUGAAUGAUGUUGUAGUGUUACACAAAUUAUUGUAAUAGUUUCUAAGAGUAUUCACAAACAACAUUUGGUAGAAGACAAGACAAGAAACACUUUACAUUUCUUUAGUUACUGCUUCCAGAGAAUGAGGAGGAGCGUGUGGUGGUUAAAUGUUAUACCAUAGGAUAGAAGGUUCUAUUAUUUUUUUUAGGGGUGGUUGUCAAAGGAAUAAUUGUAAUAAUCAGUUUAUCUCAUAGACUGCCAAAAUCAUUAUCAGUUUGUGUAUACAUGUGUUUUAUGUCCACAUGCAUUUGUAUAUUUGUCCACAAAAGUAAUCUACACACAUGGAUGUUUUUGGAUAUGUAACACGUACAUUAACACAUGUUUUGUGGGUAUGUACACAUGGGUUGAUUACCUCCUUUUUGUGUAUAUUUCUACAAAUUUGGAUCAAAUUUGAAACAUAUGAUUCCUAUGUAUAUUAACACACUUGUCUAGUAAUACAUGUUUAUGUAUAUUUUCAAAUUCGAUACUGUAUGUGUAUAUUUAAUGUGUUUUAAGCACAUCUGUUAUGUAUAUACACAUUUCUCUUGCACAUACUUACACACGUCAUCUCUGCAUGUUUGCAAUUUUUUCAUAGUUAAUACCAAGAAUGCUAAAUCCUGUAUGACACUGGUAUUGCUUUGAGUUCUGUACCUAAAUUUUAAGACAGUUUUAUUCUGAUACUAACUGUAAAUUUGGGAGAAAAACAAAAAUGGAUAUUUUAGUAAUCCCACCUCCAUACAUGUUUUUAAGAUAUGUAUAGUGUAAUUUAGAGGUAUGCGUUGCAAGGUAGGACCACAUUGUUGUGUGGGAUAUAGCAUUCCAUGUAUUUAAAAUGGGAUAAAAAUUACAGUAUUGACUUUGAAAUCUUGUGUUGAUUUAAUUAGUAAUUUAUCAAUUAAUGUGAUAUAAAUAAAAUCAUUCUGCAUGAGUAAGAUUCAUUUAUAUUUAAAUAUAGUAAUUCUUACAAUUAAUGUUAGCCUAGAUUUUCUGAUUUAGAAAAAAAUUUCUUAUGAGUUGUGGUGUAGGUCAGGAAACCUUCACUAGAAUAGUAUUAAUUGUUUGAGAAUUGCCGCAAGUCCAAUACAAAACUUGUUUUGAUCUUUUCUCCAUAAUUCUCCGCCAAAACGAAGUGCGUCUUCAAUCAAAGCAUAUUUGAAAUGUUUACGAUUAUUCUAAUUUAUCUUUAAAACCAAAUUCUCUUGAUUUGUGAAAUUGUGUAUAAAACAUUAACAGGAAGUAGAAAUUAAGAGCGCAAACUUGUUGGUAUUCACAUUAUCCUCAAAUCGCUGAACCUUGUCUUCCUAAUCUAUAUUUGAUGGCUGAACAUUUUUACAUAUAUGAAAAUUUAUAUAUAUAUUUCUAAUAUGAUCUUUGACUUUUUAGAUGUAUAUUGAAAAUUGAGAUACUGGGUUUCAAUUGCAUAGAAAAAAAAAAUAUAUAUCGAUGUAUGCGAAUAUUAAAUGUUUUAUCGUGCUAUGUUCUCAGCGGCCAACGAAUCUGUUUGUGCUCUCUGAGAGCACUGUACUAAUUUGUUAGUAACAGUCUGAGUGAUUUUUCAAUGAAAACUAUCCGUCAUGCGUGCCCUGUCUCUGUGCAGCCUCAUGAAAUCUUGCCAGUGGACGAAGUGUUCGGCAAAUUUUAAAAGUCUUGGGUAGUAUCUCAUCCCCAUAGUGGCCAACUUUCGACUGUACAGGUAUUUCAGGGGCGGAUCCAGUAGGGGGCAUGUUCCCCCUCCCCUUUUUGCCACCAAAUUUUUAAAAUUUUAAAGCAUAUCAAUGUUAUUUUCUACCAAUUUUAAAACUAUUGUCAACACUACAAUAGGGCGUCCGGGGGCAUGCCUCUGCGAAAUUUUCGUUUUCUAGAUGCCCAAAAAUAAAAAUAACCUCGGAGGGGUUUUGGGCGAUCAAUUUUUUCUUUUUUUUUCGGUUUUUCCCCCUUUCGGACGCCCCCCCCCCCAACCUUAUAUCCACCCCUGCUGUUCUAUAUGACUGUCUUGCAAUAUUGCAAAUUAUGCAUUACUGUACCUUGAGAAAAUUGUCCUAGUAGAAAAUAAUUCAAGCAGCGUACCACAGUUACUAAUGGUACUUUGGAACAAAUGGUACUUUAGUAUCAAAGUCUGAUUGGAAGAAAGUGUUCUUUUUUUCAAAAUGGUGUAGAGUAAGCAAUUUAUAAGUAGGUACAGUAUAAGAAAAAACAUAGAAAAUACCAUUUAAAUGUAUUAUUGCAUUGAUAAAAAGCAUUAUCAAUUUGAUGUAGUUUUUGUGGGGAUUGUUAUUUUUCUUUAAGAAUUGUAAAAGCAGCAUCUGAGUAGUUAUUAGCUGCAAAUGCAGUAGAAUCUGAUUUGCAUUUUUGAGUACCGUAUAAUAUAUUCGCGUAUAAGACAACCUCCGAAUUUUGCUGCUUUUAUGUAUUGGUACUGCAUUUAGCUGGCUAAAAACUGAGCCAAAUGCAACACUAAUCUUAUAAAUAAUACAGUUUUAUGAGAUUUAAAAUCUUAUUUCUCCGUAUUUAAAAAAGCUUUAUUGCAGUAGUAAAUUUGCAUGAUACAGACGAUCCGCACAUAGGACGAACAUUAUUUUAAAAAUCUAAAAUUUGUAUGUCGCGCCUAUAAAGCCGGAUACUCACUACGUCGUACGACACUCACACGACGAAUCUGCAUUUGCUUCCGUCGAGCGAUAAACGACGCAGCAUCGGCAGUGCUGAUUGUCAGUGGCAAUCUGAACGGAUCCCCAUUAAAAAGACGAUCUGUUGGGUUUGCGUCUUCGUGUACGUUCUUCGUUGCGUUGGCGUCACGUCGCCGUCGCACAGUGAGUAAUCGGCUUAAGACGACCCCCGUUUUUCGAUCGUAAUUUCAUAAUUUAAGCUUUGUCUUAUACGUUACUCAAGUAUACGGUAUGCUCUCCACUUGUGCAGAUAUAACUCUGUGCUAUGGCGGUGAAAUUCCUGUGUAAAUUGGAAUGUGUUAAGGUUCACUUCAUUUCAUUUGACAGGCACAUUUCAAGUGUUGACAGACGACCACCCUGUCCGAUAAGAGUAAUUUUGACCUAGUUCUGCAUUAUACUGAUGCCCUUAUUAGCUUAUUUUUAAUAAUUGUAAAUAUAAAUUAAUGUG